Molecule: messenger RNA, 515 nt
Organism: Tremella mesenterica DSM 1558
Lineage: Eukaryota; Fungi; Basidiomycota; Tremellomycetes; Tremellales; Tremellaceae
Exons: 4
Coding region: 1-423 (140 amino acids)
Biological process (GO): maturation of SSU-rRNA from tricistronic rRNA transcript (SSU-rRNA, 5.8S rRNA, LSU-rRNA); translation
Cellular component (GO): ribosome; cytosolic small ribosomal subunit
Molecular function (GO): RNA binding; structural constituent of ribosome
Source: RefSeq, a predicted model, not a curated record
AUGGCGACCGUUCAGACAUUUGGAAAGAAGAAGACGGCAACCGCUGUGGCUCACGUCACUCCCGGUCGUGGGCUGGUCAGAUUGAACGGAUCACCCAUAUCUUUGGUCGAGCCCGCUCUCCUCCGAUACAAAGUAUACGAACCCAUACUUGUCGUCGGUGUUGAAAAGUUCGCCAAUAUCGACAUCCGUCUCCGUGUGAAAGGUGGUGGUCAUGUUUCUCAAAUCUACGCCAUUCGUCAGGCCAUAGCCAAAGGCGUCGUUGCAUUCUAUGCCAAGAACGAAGAUGCGGCCUCUGCCCUCGAGCUUAAGAAGACCUUGAUCGCGUAUGACCGAAGCUUGCUCGUUGCCGACCCGAGGCGGAUGGAGCCCAAGAAGUUUGGCGGUCGUGGAGCUCGUGCAAGGAGACAAAAGUCCUACCGAUAAAGGGAAUGGCCUGGCUGUAUCGCUGGUAUCAGAGGGAGAUGUGGCUCUAUACGGCGUUCGUGGCUGGAUGUAUAUCAUGAUGCUGAAUCUGG